This is a messenger RNA of Rhizopus microsporus ATCC 52813, 836 nucleotides long. RefSeq lists its product as uncharacterized. Lineage: Eukaryota; Fungi; Mucoromycota; Mucoromycetes; Mucorales; Rhizopodaceae. The record is from RefSeq and is a predicted model, not a curated record. The transcript has a single exon. The coding region runs from base 274 to 822 and encodes 182 amino acids.
AAUCAAAGCAUACACAUCAAUGUUGUAGUCAACACAAAUAAAAUAGUAUUUUUCCCCUUUGCGAGUAGGAGUCCAAUGAAUGAGUUAAACAAAAGGUUAAAGCUGUCACAAUGAAACUGAUUGACAUAUGGAGGGGGCAAACUGUAAUGAUGCCCUAGGAGAAGAGGAAGGGGGGAGGUGCAAUGAUACAGUAUGUUGACAUGUAUCAAUUUUUAAUUUUUUUUUUGUCAUACACUCUUUUUCUUUCUAUUUUGAACAAGAAAAAAAUAAAACAUGAACAACAAAGAGAGUGAUUUGUCAUUAAAAGUAACAGAACAGCUCAUGAAUAGCAGGUAUUCAACGAGUUCAGCGACCCCUCUCAUUUCACACAUGCCUUCUUCUUCUGCCAUGAGUCCAUCAGCAGAUAGGCAACAACAACAACGACAAGAUAGACAUCACCUUGAUCGUCCAUUUCCAGGAGAUGCAUCUAUACUAAAGCCAAAAAUGGUUCCAGAUCAAGACUUGGUUUGGUCCAACAUUAAAGAAUUAAAGAGAUCACCUAAAGAAGAACAUUCUGAAACCGAGAAACCAGCGUGGUGGAUAUUAAAAAAGGACGACGAAGACGGAUUUUACUCUGUUGGAGGCUUACUGUUCCUCUUUGGGUUUUUAUUCCCUCCUUUCUGGUGGCUGGGGUCAUUCUGGCCGAGACAAGUGAGAGAAAAAGGCGGAAAAAUGGCAGAAAGAUGGCAACGAUUGAAUAGAAUCAUGUCAAUUGGAUUUAGUACAAUUUUAAUCAUUCUUAUCGUCGUAUUUGCUGCACUAUACUCAACACAUCAAUGGUAAAUUAUCGUUAUUAU